GGAUUUAAGUCAUAAUCACUUAUUGUCAUCCAACUGGAGCAUUGAUUUGUCUGUCCAUACACUCCAAGAAGUGAAAAUGAAUUACAAUGAGCUGAGUGAAAUUCCCUAUUUUGGAGAAACAACUUCUAAUAUCACUCUCCUCUCCCUGGUGCACAAUACCAUUCCAGAAAUAAAUGCUGAGCAACUCCAAGUUUACCUUUCACUGGAAAAUCUGGAUCUUAGUUCUAAUCUUAUCUCAGAAAUUAAAGCUUCUUCUUUUCCAAGGAUGCAACUGAAGUACCUGAAUCUGAGUAAUAACAGAAUAACUACUCUGGAAGCAGGCUGCCUUGAUAACUUAUCUAGCUCUCUAAUGGUAGUGAAGCUGAACAGAAACAGGAUUAGUGUGAUCCCACCAAAGAUCUUCAAAUUGCCUCACGUGCAGUUUCUGGAACUGAAGAGGAACCGGAUUAAAAUAGUGGAGAGUCUGACAUUCCAAGGACUGGAAUCCCUAAAAUCCUUGAAAAUGCAGCGCAAUGGGAUUAGCAGGCUGAUGGAUGGAGCCUUCUUUGGCCUAGGCAAUAUAGAAGAGCUGGAACUGGAACAUAACAACUUAACAGAGGUAAACAAGGGCUGGCUGUAUGGGCUGCGGACGCUGCAACAACUCUACGUCAGCCAGAACGCCAUUAACAGGAUCAGCCCAGAUGCAUGGGAGUUCUGCCAAAGGCUUUCUGAGCUAGACUUGUCAUACAACCAGCUAACUCGCCUCAAGGAGUCUGCCUUCGUGGGACUUGGUUUGUUGGAGAAGCUAAACCUGGGUGACAACCACAUCAAUCACGUUGCUGAUGGAGUGUUCCGGGGGCUGGCAAACCUGCGAACCUUGGACUUGAGGAACAACGAGAUCUCCUGGGCCAUGGAAGAUGCAAACGAAGCAUUUGUGGGACUCAGCAGGCUGGAUAAACUAAUCUUGCAAGGAAACCAGAUUAAGUCAAUUACCAAAAAGGCAUUCUCUGGUCUUGAAGGACUUGAACAUCUGGAUUUAAGCAACAAUGCAGUAAUGUCCAUCCAAGAAAAUGCAUUUGCUCAGGCUCAGCUGAAGGAGCUAGUUUUGAACACUAGCAGCUUGCUCUGUGAUUGCCAGUUGAGAUGGCUGCAGCAGUGGCUCACCGCCAGCCGUUUCCAGCAGGCCACAGUAAAUGUUAGCUGUGCUCAUCCCGAGUGGUUAGCAGGACAAAACCUUCUCAGUGUGGACCCUGAUGACUUUGUCUGUGACAACUUCCCCAAGCCACAGAUCAGAGUGCAUCCUGAGACCACAGUUGCCCUGCGAGGCAUGAAUGUGACUCUGACCUGCACUGCUGUCAGCAGCAGUGACUCCCCCAUGUCCACUGCCUGGCGUAAGGACAGUGAAGUGUUGUAUGAUGCAGAGGUUGAGAAUUUUGCCAGAUACCAGCAGCAAGGUGGUGAGGUGGUUGAGUACACCACAGUCCUGCACCUUUCCAAUGUGAAUUUCACUGAUGAAGGGAAGUAUCAGUGCAUUGUCACCAAUCACUUCGGCUCCAAUUACUCCAACAAAGCCAAGCUGACUGUCAAUGAGCUACCAUCUUUCCUGAAAACCCCCAUGGACCUCACCAUCCGCACCGGGGCCAUGGCCCGGCUGGAGUGUGCUGCAGAGGGCCACCCCACACCCCAGAUCUCCUGGCAGAAAGAUGGUGGCACAGACUUCCCUGCUGCCAGGGAGAGGAGGAUGCAUGUCAUGCCUGAGGACGAUGUGUUCUUCAUUGCAAAUGUCAAAAUAGAAGACAUGGGAAUCUACAGCUGCAUGGCACAGAACACUGCAGGGGGGUUGUCAGCAAAUGCCACACUGACCGUGCUGGAAACUCCUUCUUUCGUGAGGCCCCUGGAGGACAGGACAGUAACCCGAGGGGAGACUGCAGUCCUGCAGUGCAUCGCUGGGGGCAGCCCUGCCCCUCGCCUCAACUGGACGAAGGACGACGGCCCCCUGGCUGUCACCGAGAGGCAUUUCUUUGCUGCAGCAAACCAGCUCCUGAUCAUCGUGGAUGCUGGGCUGGAGGAUGCUGGAAAGUACACUUGCAUCAUGUCCAACACUCUGGGCACUGAGAGGGGCCACAUUUACCUCAAUGUCCUGGCUUCCCCAAACUGUGAUUCUGCCCAGGGUGGCAUUGCCCACGAGGAGGAUGGUUGGACCACGGUGGGCAUCGUGAUUAUCGUGGUGGUGUGCUGCGUGGUGGGCACCUCCCUGGUGUGGGUUAUUGUCAUCUACCACAUGAGAAGGAAGAGUGAGGAUUACAGCAUCACUAACACAGAGGAGAUGAACCUGCCUGCAGACAUUCCCAGCUAUCUGUCCUCCCAGGGAACUCUGUCAGAGCCUCAGGAAGGCUACAGCACCUCGGAGGCAGGCAGCCAUCAGCAGCUCAUGCCUCCAGCUGGCAGCUACGUGCAUAAAGGCACAGAUGGUGGUGCAGCACCAUUGGUGAUCUGCUCAGACUGCUAUGACAACGCAAACAUCUACUCCAGGACACGAGAGUACUGUCCCUAUGCCUACAUCACAGAAGAGGACUCCCUGGAUCCAGCUCUCCCUAACCUCAUGGUGCAGAUGCCAAAGGAAACGUACCCAGCACGUGCCCAGCAUGAAAGCAGUGCUCUUGACAAUCUCUUGGCAGACAGAGACAUGUCUGUCUUCCUCACCAACCAUGACAAAAUGAGUGAAAAGAAAAUCUCCUCCCAGCAGGUGAAUGAACCCUUUCAGCUGCCUCUGUGGGGAGUGAACAAGGACCUGGCUCUCUCUCACUCUCACUUCCUGCACCAGCAGGCAGCCCGGGAGCCCCCACGGGCGCUGUGCGGCGAGGGCCUGGCUGACGGUGACCGGGAGCCAGCUGCUUCGCCCCGGCCCUGCCACAGGCUCCGGGAGCAUCACUUGGACUUCAGCAGGACACGGAACAGUCGUGACCACAGUGACACCACGUAAGGCACUUACUGAAGCCUUGAAUCCAGGCCCUCUCCAUUGACUUGUAUUUACUACCUCAGGACUAAGCCCAAGGCCAAAGACCCUUCGUGUCCCUGUGCCUGCAGUCCCAGCCCCGCUCAGCAGAGUUGGGCUCUCCAGGAGGAGGUGGCACCUGCCCUUCUUGCAUUUCUGUGUUCAUAGGGUGUUAGGGGUUGGAAGGACCUUUGAAGAUCAUCGAGUCCAACCUCCCUGCCAGAGCAGGACCGUAGAAUCCAGCACAGGUCAUACAGGAGCACAUCCAGAUGGGUCUUGAAAGUCUCCAGAGAAGAAGACUCCACAACCUCUCUGGGCAGCCUGCUCCAGUGCUCUGUGAGCCUCACAGGGAAGAAGUUCCUCCUCAUGUUGAGGUGGAACCUCCUGUGCUGUAGCUUAUAUCCAUCACCCCUUGUGUUGACAAAUGGGAGUGUGCAGCAGAGAACAUGUGGAUGAUGAGUGGUAUCUGCAAGAAUGGCAUUAAACCACUGAUUCUCUGAUGCUGGAAGCAGCCUUUGUGCUGUUGCAUGCUUUGGGAAUCUCUCCAGGAUGCAUAGCUCUGUCAACACUGCUUUGGCUGCUGGGAAGCAAGGGUCCAGGGCCUCCUCAUGGAAUUCCCCAGUGGUUGUGAGCAUGAAGCUCUUGGCCAGGUUUGUGUUCCUUAGGCUUGGCAGGCAUCUGUUACCAGUCUCACUUUGGGGCUUGUUCUCUCCUCUGAAUAAUGAACUCAAGUUGUAAAUAAAUUAGCAUUUAUAAAUAUUUUGUAUACACCAAGCAUUUAAAUGUGUUGGCUGUAAUGUAAAUAUAUUUUUUAUUAUGCCAAAGUAUGUAUCACACUGUUAGUCUUGACAGCUACAUAUCAAGCCAUAGGGGGUUUGGGUGGGCCUGGAAAGUUGUUUCUGAGGGGAUGGAGCUGCCUUUGUGUUGGAAAGAAGUUGAGCUUGCUGUAGUUAGGUGGUGAAACUGUGAUAUUGCUGAAUUUCCUUGUUACAAGCAACUCCAUGUGCAUUAAGCCUGGCUGACCUGACUGCAAGCUGAUCCAUUUCAUGACAGAAUCCCAAAUGUUCAGGACAGAAUCCUGUUGGGAGUGUUGGCAGAGUCCUUAAACCUCUCUGCUGGACACCUGCCUUGUCUAGCAGAGCACAAAGCCCACCAGACCCCUUGUUAACAGUGGCCUUCACCUCUGCUGCAGCUGCAGCAUCCAGCCUCCUGGAAGGUCUGGUAAAGAGCAGUGCACAAAAAUGAUUCCUUCUGGUCAGAGAGCUGUGAGAUGAGAUUUGAGUGGUUUGUUUCAGAAGUGUCUGUUGCAGAGAGGUCUCCAUCUAUUUUUUUUUUCCCAGCUGACAGUGAAGUGAACUUUAAAGAAGGAUGUUGUGAUGAGAAGCAGUGGAUAAAUUGGGAGAGCAUUUAGCAGCUACUUAGUGAACUCUACUGUGGGUGUUCUGUUCCCUCUGCACAGCCAAGAGGCAUGUGUAGUUUAAAACACUUGUCUCCUUCCUGCUGUGAAAUAUCAGGCAAAAUUGUUGCCCUCUUGAACUCUGAUAGUUCCCUAGACCUCAGGGUGGCCAAAGUGUUUAACUACUUGACAGGUGAGAAGUGAAGAUGGAGCUUCACCCACUGAGUGUAGAAAAUCCAGUACUGACUGAGACAGGAAGCUCAGGCUGUUGGUUGUGGUGGGAUAUGACUGACAAAAUGAGGAGGAAGAACAUUCUAAAGACCUCCUGACAAGUUCUUUCUUCUGGGACAAAUGCACCUUUGUGCAAAGGGGCUCAAGACUCCUCAGUGAUGGCUUUUGAGCACUAUGUUGAGCUCAGCUGUGGAGCUCCUCAACCUCUUGCUGUGUGCUCACACCUGGAGAGCCAAAGGCUUCCUUCCUUCCUAGCCAUGGUUGUGUUUGUCAAGCCAUGGGGUAUGCUAUAAAAUGGAAACAGCUGCCUGGUGUGUUUUUAUGCAGAGAGGGAAGCUUUUUGGACCAGCCCAGGAGAGGUAUGCAAGGCUCCCAUUGCCCUGUUCCUGGAGAGAAGGGAGUGUGACUGAGGGAGCAGAUGCAGUUGUGCAAAAUCACAGUUCAGCUCUGGAGGCUGUGGAUUCUUUGAGCAGAUGAGUGAGGGAACACUGGGAAUAAUUAUUUUCCCACAGCUCUUUUGGGCAUGAGUAACAGUCAGAUGUCUGCAAAUGAGCAAAUAUCAAGGGCUCUUACCAUGCUCUCGUGGCAGCUGUGGUUGCUUUGAUAGCCAGCAGCUUCAGUCAGAAGAGGAUCCAAUUGUCCCUGACCUUUGGGUAGAGUGGGAGCACAGGUGUGUGAAACUCUGUGGGGCUCUGUCAUAUGAAAUGUUUUAGUAACAUACGUACCACGAAAAGAAUUUUAAGCUCAUUCCUUUGUGGUUUCAUUUCCUCCAGGCUUUUCCUUUCCAGGCAGCAUUUAAGACAUGGUGCUUGUUUUCAAUCCAGAGUUGUCUCUGUUGCAGAAACCCAGUACUGUCAGUUUAGAUCCAGAUGAGAAAGGUCAUACCAUGAAAGCCUUGUCCUCUUGGGCUGCUGCUGCUCUUCCAGAUCCUCACCCAGGCUGCAUGGCAGAGCUGCUCAGUGUGUGCAGAGCCACCAUUUCCCACUCCUGCUGCCCUCUCCCAUCCCUGUCUGGCAAAGGCCUCUUGCUCUUCCUUUCCUCCCUAUCUCCUGCAGAGCUGAGCUCACACAGGUCACAGGAGAGCUGGGGGUGUCCUGGCCAUAGCUGUACCUCGGGCACAGGACCAAAGCCUUAAAAUCAGUGGGGUCUGUACCACAACAAACCCAAGUGCUCUUGAAGCCAUCUUAGGACUUCAGUGAGGUGUCAGCCUGCCAGUGCUGCUGUUAGGAGCUGGGACAUUUGCAUCCUUCAGAGUCCACGAGCUGGUUGUAAAUAGCUGUGCUCAGCCUGGGAAAAGCCUCCUAGGCAGACCUGCAGGAAAAAUCCAGGUCUCUCCUUUCCCCUCUCCUCCAGCAGUGCAGACAGGACUGUGGCCAUUCAGUUUCCAGUGAACACAACCAGGUUUCUUCAGUCAAUGCCAAAGUGCUAACAGACAGGAGCUGGGGGGGUCAGAAGGCAGCAUGAGCAGAGCUGCUGGUGUUCCCUGUUGCUGUUUCCUGGUGUCUGUUUAUAUUUUUUUCACAUAAGAAUGUAUAUUUUGUAUAGCAUGUGUAAUAUAUG
Messenger RNA from Indicator indicator, 6161 nucleotides. It is a transcript of the gene LRIG2, whose product is annotated as leucine rich repeats and immunoglobulin like domains 2. Gene Ontology annotation, molecular function: protein binding. NCBI's taxonomy places the organism in Eukaryota, Metazoa, Chordata, Aves, Piciformes, Indicatoridae. The transcript is spliced from 17 exons. The coding region runs from base 77 to 2962 and encodes 961 amino acids. The record is from RefSeq and is a predicted model, not a curated record.